UGCUUUCGUUCCGCGCAAUAGAGGAAGCUAGUCGUGAACUUGGCAAUGGCGAUAAAUGCGACGAAAUUUCAAAAGCACGGCUUCCAGAUUCAUUUGAUAUCAGGAAUAGUCAGCAACAAGGGUUUUUUCGAGAAUGGACUGCACCAACGUUUACAGGCGCAGUUUCCUGGUUUUUCACCGGCUGCUCAACACCUACUUGUCCGGUAAAAAGUGGAUGGUAUUCUUCUUCGUGGCCAUAGUGAAGUACAGGCCCGAUCUGUUCGCCAUUCACGACCGGCCACGAGACACAACCAUCUUUAAGAGUAAUUACGACUUUGUCAUCGUCGGCGGCGGCUCCGCGGGCUGCGUAUUGGCAAACAGGCUGUCUGAGAACCCUGAGUGGCAGGUACUGCUGCUGGAGGCCGGAGGACCCGAGCCGACCCUCUCGGAAAUCCCUGCCCUCGCGACCGCUCUGCAAUAUACCUGGUACGACUGGAAGUACCAUCCUGAGCACACUGGCGACGCGUGCUUGGCUUACAAGGGUGAGAGAUGUCGGUGGCCUCGUGGAAAGGGUCUGGGCGGCAGUUCCGUCCUGAACGCCAUGCUCUACAUAAGAGGCAACCGGCGCGACUACGACCUUUGGGCAGCCCAGGGCAACCCUGGCUGGAGCUACGACGAGGUGCUACCCUACUUCCUCAAGUCGGAGGACAUGCGGAUCCACCGGUACAAAGACUCGCCUUUCCACAGGUCGGGAGGAGAGCUGACCAUCGAACACUUUCGCUACCAGACGCCAAUCGUGCCUGAUUUGCUCGAAGCUGCCGUUGAGAUGGGCUUCCCAAUCAGGGACUGCAACGGUGCCAGGCAAACCGGCUUCACUAAGUCACACUGCACCCUGAGAAAUGGUGUCAGGUGCAGUGCGGCCAAGGCAUUUUUGAGACCAGCGCGGAACCGACCGAAUUUUCACGUGAGCAUGUUCUCGCACGUGGAGAAAAUAAUCAUGGAAAAACGUAGUGAGGGCACGGUGGCACGGGGUGUGGUUUUCAACAAAAGAGGCGUGCGGCACACGGUGUACGCUAACAAAGAGGUGAUCAUCUCAGCCGGCUCCAUCAACACGCCUCAAAUUCUGAUGCUCUCGGGCAUUGGCCCACGCGGGCACCUUCACUCGCUCGGGAUAAAAGAGUUCAAUGACCUGCCGGGGGUUGGGCAGAACCUGCAAGACCACGUGUCGACCGGCGGCAAUCUCUUUCUGGUCGACAACCCCGUGACCUUUGUGAUGCCCCGGCUCAUCACUUACAAGGCGGUGGAGAGGUUUAUUAAGCGGAACAGUGGCCCGUUGUGCACGUUUGCAGGCGCUGAAGUGAUGGCAUUCAUAGACCUGAGGAAAUCCGAACGGGCUAUGAAUGGAACCGAAAUCGACGACGACUGGCCCAACAUUCAGCUACUGAUUGGCGGCUUCGGCGACAACGUUGACGGCGGCACAUUGGGCAUGAGGGCCAACGGCCUCUCAUUCGAUUACUACUCGGAAGUGUACGAGAAGGUGCUGUACAACGACGCCUUUGGCAUCCACACCGUGCUCCUGAGGCCUUACAGCAAGGGCAACAUCACGCUAAGGAGCGCCGACCCCUACGAACACCCUGUUAUCCAGCACGGAUACUUUACGGACCGAAGAGACGUGGAAACGCUCAUUGCAGCCGCCAGGUUUGUGAUGAAAUACGCGACGCAGACGGCGGCGCUACGUCGGCACGGCGCGCGCUACAAUCCGCACGUGUACCCGCGGUGCGGCGUUUUGGGUGUCAACUCGGACGCGUUUUGGGAGUGCGUGAUCCGGCACUACAGCCAGACUAUCUACCACCCGACAUGCACCGCCAAGAUGGGCCCGCUGACCGACCCGAUGGCCGUGGUUGACCACGAGCUGCGUGUCCACGGUGUCGAGAAACUUAGGGUGAUCGACGCCUCCAUCAUGCCCAACAUCGUGUCGGGAAACACGAACGCACCUGUCAUCAUGAUCGCAGAAAAGGGUGCCGAUAUGAUCAAAGACUUUUGGAGUAAGUAACUGGCAAGAACGCGAGUGGAUGGAGAAUGUUAGAAUGGUUUAGUAAGCAAUGGUUUUAAGCAUUAAUAAUAAGCAAAAAUAUGAUUCAAUUACAAUUAGAUAAUAGUGAUGCAAUAAUCUGACCACGAUUAUUAAGAAGAUCCUUUAUGAAUUACGCUUUUUAUUGUUUGUGGUAUAGUUAUUAAUGUUUAGACAAUAUUCAAUCUGAAAUAAUUCUAAUUUUAGUGCACAAUUUUUAAAAAUUUGUGAAUGUAUAAUAUUAUGUAGUCAAGAAAAAUCAUGAACGGUUGGAAAAUUAUCUAAUAACCAAUGCUCAUUAGCUACAAAUAAUUAUUUUGUAGCAAAUAUCUAUUUGUAAUUAUCAUGUAAGACAAAAAUAUUGAA
Messenger RNA from Cloeon dipterum, 2416 nucleotides. RefSeq names its product glucose dehydrogenase [FAD, quinone]-like. The record is from RefSeq and is a predicted model, not a curated record. Bases 134 to 2032 code for a protein of 632 amino acids. The transcript is spliced from 5 exons. Lineage: Eukaryota; Metazoa; Arthropoda; Insecta; Ephemeroptera; Baetidae. Gene Ontology annotation, molecular function: oxidoreductase activity, acting on CH-OH group of donors; flavin adenine dinucleotide binding.